AUGAACGAGGACCCAAGACUACGACGUUCGAGCAGCCAGCAAGAGAUAUCAUUCGAAGCGUCCCCAGAAUCAAAGGCCAGUUACAUGAACAGCGCGCAGACUCAAGAAGAACACGACGUUCGAGCAGCGAGGAAGAGAAAGCAUUCGCUUUCGCUUUUCACGGAUACUGCUCAAGUAUGGCCAAGGGCAUUUGGAGAGCAAAAACUACCUCUCAUCCUGUACAGAGGCCUCGCUUGCCUGGCAUGGAAUCAGGAACUUGCUUGCCAUACACAUCAACGAAACACUUCUGUUCUGGGCAAGUCUGCUUCAUCCCGACUUUUUACAGCACAAGACGAGCCUAUCACGGCUCUUGUGGCGACGCGGCGAUGGUGGACCUCAUCCUUUUUCCGCAAGUUUGAGAAGACACUAUAUUCAGGCAGGUUCACUAUCCCCCACCAGUGGAAAGGAAUUGUCAAGGGCACAGCACGUCGUAGAUUGAUGGCGUUCAAUGGUCCGAUCUGUGGCUAUGGACCUACGCUGCAAAGCGAUCAGGCCCGUUCACUAAGGGGAGAUGCGGUGUCACUUGUCAAUGCUGUGUAA
This is a messenger RNA of Fusarium pseudograminearum CS3096, 579 nucleotides long. RefSeq lists its product as uncharacterized. Lineage: Eukaryota; Fungi; Ascomycota; Sordariomycetes; Hypocreales; Nectriaceae. Bases 1 to 579 code for a protein of 192 amino acids. The record is from RefSeq and is a predicted model, not a curated record. The transcript has 4 exons.